This is a messenger RNA of Striga hermonthica, 855 nucleotides long. The record is from the annotation of a GenBank genome assembly. Lineage: Eukaryota; Viridiplantae; Streptophyta; Magnoliopsida; Lamiales; Orobanchaceae.
AUGGACUACAGAUAUAGACUUAUUAACCAACGAGCUAUGGAACAAGACCAAGGGCGAAUCCGUCGUCAACUCUCUACCUCUUUGAGUCGAUACGCAGUCCCUACAUCCAACUUUCAAGAUCUUGAAAUGGCAGUCCUAAUGGAGAUGGAGAAGGAAAAAAUCAGAGAGGAGAUUAUCAUUUCCGAGAUUGCGAGAAAGAGGGUCCUUCAAGCUGAGGUGAGCAGGGAGGUCGGGAGGUGGUUCCCGGCUAUGGGUGGCCAUUUUCUGCUGAAUGAGUUGUUCCAGCCCGCGAGACUCUCACAUUUGGAAGAAAGAGUGAUGUUGAUGGCCGAGUCCAAGAAGGAAAGGCACGUGCGCUUGGGAUUUGAAAUGCCUCCUUUUCAUGGAAGGACGGGUGGUUUGAGAAUUCCAGAGGUUAAGCCUGUGUGCAGAGAUAGCAGUGAAGGAAAGAAACUCAUUCGUUUGGGCAAGGUCGAUGAGAAAAAAUCGGGAUCAAAGAGGAAGUCCGUGUCAUUUCCACCUCAAGUGUCAAGUGGCAAAAAGCCUAAAGAGGAUUGGAGUUGUUACAUUUGUAACAUCAACUGCACGGGGCAACGAUGUCUGGACGAUCACCUCGAAGGGAGAAAACACAAGGUGAAGGAGGCUGCAAAGAACGCUGGUAAAAACUUCUGCAUUGGUUUUCCCAAGAAAAGUAGAGCUGUGGAUGAAGAUUCAAAUCAUUCUGGUGCAAUUGUCCCACAAUUUCUGCCACCUGCCUCUGCUGAUGCUGGCUAUGAAGGGAAGAAUCGGCGGCCUUUGCUCAGAGUUUUAGGAAUGCGUCCUGGAGUGUGUGUGUACGGUUCAAGCAGUGACUGA